Molecule: messenger RNA, 363 nt
Organism: Pseudocercospora fijiensis CIRAD86
Lineage: Eukaryota; Fungi; Ascomycota; Dothideomycetes; Mycosphaerellales; Mycosphaerellaceae
Exons: 1
Biological process (GO): proton motive force-driven ATP synthesis
Molecular function (GO): proton transmembrane transporter activity
Source: RefSeq, a predicted model, not a curated record
AUCUUUUUUAUUUUAUAUUACCUUAGUCUAUUAUAUAAUACGGAAGAAAUUUUUACUUAUAGUUUAGCUAGUACUAGUUAUCUUAUAUUAACCUUUUAUCUAAGCUUUAUAGUAGUAUUAGGUGCAAUUGUAAUAGCAUUUAGUAAACAUAGUUUGAAAUUUUUAUCUUUAUUCGUAGUACGAGGCUGUCUAUUAGUUUUAUUACUAUUACUAGUAUUAAUUAAAUUUAUAUUAUAUCUUGCAAUAAAUGUAUUACUAGGUCUAAGAUUAGUAGCAAACAUACUUUCAGGUUACAUAUUACUUAAUAUACUUAGCGGUUUCACGUAUAAUAUAAUUACUUUAGGAUUUAUAUUUAUAUUUUUA